AUGCAUAAUGGUUUAUUAUCUGGUCCUGAUAGCUUUUUACAUGUCCCUAAAGUUAGAGACUAUUGGAGUAUUGAGUUAGGGUUCUCUCAAAUAUACAAAUGUAUGAGUCGUACAAGAUUUGAGGCAAUUCGUUCCUGUUUACACUUCAAUGAUAACUCUAAAUUAUUACCUGUUACUGAUAUUAAUCAUGACCGCCUUCACAAAUUAAGACCAUUAGUUGAUUAUUUGAAUAAUAAAUUUAAAAGUGUACCAUAUCGCCAAGAUCUUUCCCUUGAUGAACAGCUUUGUGCCACAAAAGCCCAUUCAUAUUUAAAACAAUAUUUACCUGCUAAGCCCCACAAAUGGGGAUUCAAGCUUUAUGUUUUAUGUGAUUACAAAGGCUAUGCAUAUAAUUGUGAGAUAUACACUGGUCAAGAAAAUCAACCCAGGUUUCGUUUACCAUCAGAACCAGAUUUGGGAUCAAGCUCCAAUAUAGUAGUUCGUCUAUCAAGAGAUGUGCCUCAAUAUAAUAAUUACAAAAUUUAUUUUGAUAAUUUUUAUACAAGUGUCCCAGUUAUGGAUUACUUAUACAGCAGAGGUAUAUUGAGCUUAGGCACAGUACGCACUAACCGAUUACCUAAUUGUAAAUUAAAUGAUUCAAAAAUGCAAAAAAAAUUGUUAAGAGGAAAAUCUAUUGAAUAUAUUUCUUCUUACAAAAAUACACCUAUAUCAGCAUUAACAUGGAAAGAUAACAAGCCUGUAACAUUAUUGUCAACUUAUGCUGGAAAAUUACCUGAAACUAAAGUAAAAAGAUUCAAUCGCUCUACAAAAAUUGUAAAUUCAUGGUUAUUAUAUAAGAGGGUCAGAGAAGAACAGAAUUUGCCUGUACAGUUUGAGCUAGCUGACUGGAGAAAGAAAAUAGCAUACUCAUUGACAAAAUCAGGAGAUUUCAAGAAUCAAAGAGGACGUCGUUCUAUAUCUAUAGAAACUAAAAGGGCUUCGACAAGGGCUUUAGCAAUGCACCCAACUCGUGCAGUUAGAACUGAUGGUGUUGGGCAUUCUCAAAUAAGGGCAAAUAAACGAGGAAGAUGUAAAUUCCCAAAAUGCAAUGGAUACACCUGGAUACAAUGUAAUAAAUGUGAUAUUCUUUUAUGCAACUCAAAGACUAAAACAUGUUUUAAUAGAUAUCAUGAUGAAUAA
This is a messenger RNA of Diuraphis noxia (Russian wheat aphid), 1179 nucleotides long. RefSeq names its product piggyBac transposable element-derived protein 4-like. The record is from RefSeq and is a predicted model, not a curated record. Lineage: Eukaryota; Metazoa; Arthropoda; Insecta; Hemiptera; Aphididae.